Messenger RNA from Bursaphelenchus okinawaensis, 750 nucleotides. Lineage: Eukaryota; Metazoa; Nematoda; Chromadorea; Rhabditida; Aphelenchoididae. The record is from the annotation of a GenBank genome assembly.
AUGUUUAGAGCAAAUUUUACUUUAUUACUAUUACUGGUAUUUUCAAUAUGUAAGGGUGAAUAUCUAAGCAAUAGGACGUUGUAUUCGAUUGUUCUUGACUCGGUAAGUCCAGUUUUUUUAACUAAAAUGAAAAAUUUUAAUAAUUUUAAAAAAUUUUAAAAUUUUGAACUUUUUUAAAACUUGAAAAAUUUUUAGAAAUUACCAACCCUCCAAAGAUGUAUCGGGCCGACCGGCCAUAUCCAGACGACCACUCAUCAUACUAUAUUUUUGAUUUAUAAUCGACCCAAUUACUGUGAAGACAUUGUUAAGAAUGCAGCACGGAACUACAUAUACAACUACUAUCCAACUCAUACUGAUGUUUACAAGAAUGAAACUAAUCAGGUAGGGUAGUAAGGUGGGGUAGGGUAGGGUAGGAUAGAAUAGGGUAGAGAAAUGUGGGGCAGGGUAUAGAUAGUGCUAGGGAAUUGUGGUGUAGAAAAAGAUCUAGAGCAGGGUAGGAUAAAAACAGGACCAGGGCAUGGUAGAAAAAAAACUAGGGUAGGCUAGGGUUAGGGCUAGGGUAUCAUAGGUGUUUAUUACUUAAGCCUUGUUUUUUUUUGCUUGAAUAGUAGGCUUAAAACGUGAUUUUUUUAGAUUUCAAUGAAAUGCGACUCAAAGUUUGUGUUAUAUGAAGAGAGUCCUACAACAACAUUAUUACAAAGCUAUUGUUUCAAAAAAGAUUAUUAUUAUGACAAACUUCUAGAUCAAUAA